CAUUGCUGCAAAGAAAAAGGAAAGAUAUCAAAAGUAGGCAAUCCGGCAAAAGAAUGAGAUAAAACCCUAACAAGGCAGCGGAAGAACAAAAACUCCAGUUGUAAAAUCUAACCGUCCAUCUUUCAUCCAACGGCCCACAUUCGCCACCUCUCGUGCUUAUCACUCCUCUUUCUUCAUUGUUUUCUUCUUUCAUUCUCUCUCUCCAAACCUGCUCUUUCUCUGUCUAAAAAUGGCCAUUGCCAUAACCGAUCAUCUCAGCAACUCUCGAUUCUCACUCCGAUCUCUAUAAAGACACACUCUUUGAUGCUUAACCAGAGCUUUGUUCUGCUCUUUUUAAGCUUUAGAUUUGGAAAGAUAACAGCUUUGAAGUUAUAAUCAUGAAAUCGUCUUUUUGAAACAAAACCAUCGAUUUUUCUUGAGGUUUUGAGCUGUUGAAGCGAAUUUCAUGCUAAUUUGAGCUUAAAAAAUUUGAUUUUUGGUUGUUUAGAGUAGAUUUUUUUUUUUGUAUAGAGAUGAUCACUGAUAGUUAUUCGAAGAUGAUGUCGGAUAUAGGAGUACGGUCGAUGCUACAAAGCAGCAAUGAUUACGGCGAUGAGGUAGGGUUGUUACUCCGAGAGCAACGGAGACAACAAGAGAUUAGUGGUAGAGAGAGAGAGCUGAGUAUGUACCGUAGUGGCUCUGCUCCGCCCACUGUUGAAGGGUCGUUGAGUGCUGUCGGAGGAUUGUUUGGUAAUGGUGGUGGUGAUUUUGUCGGUAUUUCGGAGGAGGAGUUGAGGUCUGAUCCAGCGUACAUUUCGUACUACUAUUCGAAUGUGAAUCUGAACCCUCGCCUGCCGCCUCCACUUCUUUCGAAGGAAGAUUGGAGGUUCGCGCAGCGGUUGCAGGGCAGCGGCGGUGGUGGUGGUGGUGGUUCGGCGAUUGGAGAUAGGAGGAAAGUGAGUAGAGUUGGUGGUGGCGAGGAUGGAGGCAGUAAUAGGUCGCUGUUUUUGGCUCAACCGGGAUUUGGAGGGAAGAAAGAGGAGAGUGGGAAUAAGUCGGGGAAGGAGUGGGGUGGCGAUGGACUUAUCGGAUUGCCGGGGUUGGGAUUAGGUAGUAGACAGAAGAGCAUUGCAGAGAUCAUUCAGGAUGAUAUAAGUCAUUCAACAUCUGUUUCUAGGCACCCAUCCCGUCCAGCCAGCUGUAAUGCAUUUGAUGCUAGUGUUGAAUCUUCUGAGUCCGAUUUUACUCAUCUUCAGCAUGAAUUGGCAUCAAUAGAUGCUUUACGUUCCGGUUCAAAUAUUCAGGGCGCAUCUGCAGUCCAAAACAUGGGUUCGUCUGCUUCUCAUACUUAUGCUUCUGCUUUGGGUGCUUCCUUGUCAAGAAAUACUACUCCUGACCCUCAACUCAUAGCCAGGGCUCCUAGCCCUCGCAUUCCUCCUGUUGGAGGAGGGAGGGCUUCUUCUAUGGAUAAAAGAAGUGUCAAUGGCCAAAAUCCAUUCAACGGUGUGUCGCCAGUUAAUGAGCCCGCUGACCUGGUAUCUGCUUUGUCUGGCAUGACUUUAUCGGCAAACAGUAUGGUGGAUGAAGAGAACCAUUCGCGGUCUCGAAUUCAGCAUGAGAUUAAUGACCAUCAGCAUCUCUUCCAGUUUCAAGGCGAUCAGAACUCAAUCAAACAGCAUUCAUAUUUAAACAAGUUAUCUGGACAAGCUGAAAUUCACAAACCUGCUCUGCCUUCUGAAAACUCAUAUUUAAAAGGGCCCUCUACGCCAACUCUCAGUGGAGGAAGUUCACCUUCUCACUAUCAGAACAUGGACAGUCCAAAUUCAUUGCUUUCAAACUAUGGCUUAAGUGGUUAUGGCAUCAAUCCCGUAUCACCAUCCAUGAUGGGUAACCAGCUUGGCAGUGGUAAUUUGCCACCUUUGUUUGAAAGUGUCGCUGCUGCAACAGCCAUGGGCGCCUCUGGCAUGGACUCUAGAGCUAUGGGAGGAGGCUUGACUUUAGGGCCUAAUUUUUUAGCUGCAGCAGCUGAGUUGCAGAAUUUUAGCGGAGUUGGUAAUAACAAUCCAGCGACUGCUGUUCAGGUUCCCCUUAUGGACCCUUUAUAUCUUCAGUAUUUGAGAUCAACAGAGUACCCUGCUGCACAGGUUGCGGCUCUUAACGACCAAAUGAUGGAUAGGGAAUGCUUGGGUAAUUCAUACAUGGAUUUACUUGAACUUCAAAAAGCAUACCUGGGGGCAAUGCUUUCACCUCAGAAAUCACAGUAUGGUCUUCCCUACCAGGGAAAAUCGAGUAGUUUGAAUCAUGGUUUCUAUGGAAACCCUGGUUUAGGCGUUGGCAUGUCCUAUCAAGGAAGUCCGUUGGCUGGUCAACUCCUUCCGAACUCUCCUUUUGGUUCUGGUAGUCUUCUUAGGCAUGGUGAGCGGAGCAUGCAUUUUCCUUUUGGGACGAGGAACUUAGCUGGGGGUGUCAUGGGAUCAUGGCACUCUGAAGCUGGUCGUAACAUGGACGAAAGUUUUCUGUCCUCAUUACUAGAUGAGUUUAAGAGUAAUAAGACAAAGUGUUUCGAGCUUUCACAAAUUGCAGGUCAUGUUGUUGAGUUCAGUGCGGAUCAGUAUGGGAGUCGGUUUAUUCAACAGAAACUUGAAACUGCCACUGCAGACGAGAAAAGCAUGGUUUUCCAUGAAAUUAUGCCCCAAGCUCUUUCACUGAUGACUGAUGUGUUUGGUAAUUAUGUGAUCCAGAAGUUUUUUGAACAUGGAUCUGCAUCUCAAAUAAGAGAACUGGCUGAUCAGCUCACUGGGCAUGUUCUGACCCUCAGCCUUCAAAUGUAUGGCUGCCGAGUGAUCCAAAAGGCUAUAGAAGUUGUCGAUCUGGACCAGCAGACUAAAAUGGUUGCAGAGCUUGAUGGCCAUGUUAUGCGUUGCGUACGUGAUCAGAAUGGGAAUCAUGUGAUCCAGAAGUGCAUUGAAUGCAUACCUGAAGAUGCUAUUCAAUUUAUUGUCUCAACAUUUUAUGAUCAAGUUGUGACACUGUCCACCCAUCCAUAUGGUUGUCGUGUCAUACAGAGAGUCCUGGAGCAUUGCAGUGAUCCAAAAACUGAAGAUAUAGUGAUGAAUGAGAUUUUCCAGUGUAUUUGCAUGCUGGCGCAAGAUCAAUAUGGAAAUUAUGUUGUUCAGCAUGUACUGGAGCAUGGAAAGCCACAUGAACGCACUGCUAUAAUCAAUGAAUUGAUGGGCCAGAUAGUUCAAAUGAGCCAGCAGAAGUUUGCCUCCAAUGUUGUGGAGAAGUGUUUAACUUUUGGGACUCUUGAGGAACGCCAGACCCUGGUAAAUGAGAUGCUUGGCUCCACUGACGAGAAUGAACCUCUUCAGGUUAGUCAAUUUCCAUGUGCUCCAUAUCACUUACGUGCAUGUGUAUUUGCAUUAAUGGAGGUGGUGAGCUGGUGGGGAUGAGUUGGUUGAAUGUGGCCAUUGAGGUGGGGCGAUUUGUCUGCGCUACAAGAUAGCUAGCUUAGGGGCGUUCGACAUAAAAAAAGCCUAUCCGGCUUGGUUUUGCUAUCACUCAUGACUUCUAUUGUAGUCGUAGUCUUGUUGUCGGCCUGGAAUGCCUUUGUAGUCUUUCUAAUGCUAAUGCCUUCUUCCUUCAUUCAUUUUCUUUUAUUUAUGGUAGCCUCCGCGUCCCACAUUCAAGAUCUGGUGGAGGCCUUAAAUCAGAAAGGCAAUAUCAUAGCUAUUAUUGACCCAACCCCUAUUACUAAAGGUAGGCCUACUUUCUUCAAGAUGCGAAACGAGCAGCCAGGAACUGCUAUCCUUAUUUUCUUUAUUUUAGAUGGAGGCAUCAAUAAGCUAAGAAUCUGACCUUUACUUAGAGAGAGGUAGUGGUCCCAAACUCUUCCGUGCUCGAGCCCAGUGGAACUACAAAGGUGGGUGCUGAGGGAGGAGGGGCUGUGAAGGGGUGGAUGACUGUUUGUUCAGGUGACUGUUGUGGCAGUGAUCUAAAAUGUUAGGGGUUGCCUGGUGGUAUGGGAGUGGUUGGUGGGUGGUAGUUGGGCAGCCUUGUGCGUGUGAUUGUGUAAGUGAUGACCAAAGGGUUGGGUGGUGUUGGCGUGUUGAUUUGGUGGUAGUGGUGAUGUGGAAGUGGUGUGUGCCCGCAUAUGCUUGUGUGUGCAUUGCGUGUUUAUGUGUGUAUUAGGGAGAAUACUGGGCUGAGAUGGGUGGAUUUUGACUGAAAAUGUAACUGAAGAAUGAGGAUAACGAUAAAAAUAGCCAGUUUCAGUUAUCUCUGUUAUUGGACAAGCUUGACAGCAGGUAUCAGUGUAUUUUUUUUAAACCAAAGGGGUGUCCAGGUAAUUGUAUGGUAUGCUUGGGGAAGGUUCUUUCAUACAUUUGAUCUGCAACCAACAUUGUUUCCAUGUUUUAUGAAUGCAAAAUUUGUCAGAAAUUCUACUCUACAGGAUUUUGUUUUCUAAUGAUGUGAAAUGGUUUAUUGCCUGGUUCAUUGUGAUGUACACGUUUACCUCUUCGUACCCCUAUUCUUAUUUAUUGUUGUUGGGAUCAGGUGAUGAUGAAAGAUCAGUUUGCAAACUAUGUUGUACAGAAAGUGCUGGAGACUUGUGAUGACCAGCAACUUGAACUCAUUCUUAAUCGAAUAAAGGUUCACCUGAAUGCUUUGAAGAAAUAUACUUACGGAAAACAUAUAGUUGCCCGUGUAGAGAAACUUGUUGCAGCUGGAGAAAGGAGGAUUGUUACUAUGUCUUCUUCAUAUUCUGCUUAGAAGGCACAGGGAAGUUUGUACAGCUAACCGAGUGUAGUAUGAGUGCCUUCUUCUUCCUUUUUCAUGUGCAACUAUGGCUCUGUUUGUUUAUUUAUUGAGAGCGGAGCUGAUUACGAAUAAAAAUCACUGUUUGUACUUAUAAAAUGUACAUUGUCUAGUUUGAGGAUAUUUAACUAUAAUCAGGCUAGCCGAGGCUCAGAUGGCAAACACGCCCGAAGCCCCUACCGAGGAGAGAGAAUUUCUGUACAAGUUUUAAGGGUGUAAAGGAGGAGAUAAUGUAGUGAAGUUGUAGUGGUGACUGUACAAAUGUUGGCUGGUGCAAAGCCUUUCCUUCUGUAUGGAUCAAUAAUUUUCCCUUAGAAAGUUUUUUUUUUUUUUAAAUAUGGCUGUUGUCUGUGUGUGCCUGGG
Ilex paraguariensis (yerba mate) is the source of this 5160-nucleotide messenger RNA. Lineage: Eukaryota; Viridiplantae; Streptophyta; Magnoliopsida; Aquifoliales; Aquifoliaceae. The record is from the annotation of a GenBank genome assembly.